GACUUUCUGGGUGAGCCCUUCUCGCAGCAGGUGGAGGGGGCGCGAAAGUGGCGGGAGACGGUGGCCCACGAUUACAAGCACAUGGACCUGGGUGAAGAAAGCCUCGUGCAAAGAGUGUGCAGACUCGAUGGCACACUGAUUGUGGCUACUCAACAGACGCAUUUGUUGGACCAGAUCAAUGCUUUCAUCGGCCUAGGCAGGGAAGAUCUCGAGGCGCCUUAUUUUCAACCGGGAGUACUCCUCUGCAUGAUGUGCAUCCUUCUGUGGUGCCUUUACCUGGUCAAUGAAUUCCGGCUGGUCAUCUUUUCUUUGGAGGCUGUUUCGCAGAUUCCUCGCUCCUUUCAGACCCAAUGGCAGGGCCGAGGAG
Molecule: messenger RNA, 367 nt
Organism: Symbiodinium sp. CCMP2592
Lineage: Eukaryota; Dinophyceae; Suessiales; Symbiodiniaceae
Source: the annotation of a GenBank genome assembly